AUGGAUGUCCUCAUCUUCGGAGACCAAACCGCCGACCAGUACCCGCUCCUGCGGAAGGCUUGUACCUGGAAGAACAACGCGACCCUGACGACCUUUCUCGACCGGAUCAGCGUUGUGAUUCGCGAAGAGGUGCAAAAGCUGCCACGAACACAGCGAGACCAAAUCCCCAACUUCCUGACAACAUGGGAUCUUGUGGAAGCAUACUACGCCAAGGGACUGAAAAUCCCUGAGAUUGAGAGUUGUAUGGUUACCAUUGCGCAGUUGGCGCACUACAUCGGAUACUUUGCCGAGAAUCCAACAGAGCUUCCAAAUCCAUCAAACACUCGAGUUGUCGGUCUUUGCACCGGUCUCCUUGCAGGUUCUGUCGUUGCAUCUGCCAGGUCACUGAGUGAGCUUCUCCCACUCGCGACCGAAGCUGUCCGGGUUGCUUUCCGCGCAGGCACCUGCGUUGGUGCAGCCAAGGAGGCACUUGAGCAAUCUUCUACCUCCAAAGAUUCGUGGUCCACUAUCGUGACCAACAUUUCUGAAGAUGCUGCCAAGGACGCUAUCGCUGCGUUCCACGAGGAGCAAAAGAUACCGACCCUGGCUCAGGCCUACAUUAGCGCCGUUAGUACAAUGGCGCUAACCAUCAGCGGCCCGCCUGCUACCACGAAGCGCCUUCUCGAGAAGGAGGCUUUCAAGUCCAGUGCUCGUGUGCCUAUCCCCGUAUAUGCGCCCUACCACGCAUCUCACCUGUAUUCCCAGGCGGAUAUCGACCGUAUCCUCGACAAGGACGCCAUUAGGCAUCUGCAGCAAUUCCGCCCAGUCGCCCUCGUCCACUCGGCAGCCACUGGAAAAUGCCAGACUGCUACCAACACUUUGGAGUUGGUCCGAACUGCCCUUCAUGAGAUGCUUGUUGAGCCUGUGAGAUGGGACAGCCUUCUGUCUGAGGUUGUCUCUCAGGUCACCUCUGCAUCCAACGCACAGUGCUCUGUCUCCGCAUUCGGUGUAACAUCCAUUACCAACAGCCUCGCAUCCGCGCUGAAGAAUGGUGGCCAAUCAGCCAUCACCGUCCGCGACCAGUCUGCCUGGGUGCCAGCCGACCAUGAUAGCCGUGGCCGUACACAGAACGACAAGAUUGCCAUUGUUGGUAUGUCUGGUCGUUUCCCCGGUGCUGCCAACCCUGAGGCGCUCUGGGAUCUUCUCGAGCGCGGUCUGGAUGUCCACCGCGAAGUCCCUGCAGACCGUUUCGACGCAAAAGCCCACUGCGACCCCUCAGGCAAGGGCAAGAACAAGAGUCACACCCCUUACGGCUGCUUCAUCGACGAGCCCGGUCUAUUCGACCCCCGCUUUUUCAACAUGUCUCCCCGUGAGGCUGCCCAGACUGAUCCCAUGGGUCGUCUAGCCCUCACAACUGCCUACGAAGCCCUCGAAAUGUCUGGAUACGUACCAAACCGCACUCCCUCGACCAAACUCGAGCGCAUUGGUACCUUCUAUGGUCAAACUUCGGACGAUUGGCGUGAGAUCAACGCUUCAGAGAACAUCGACACCUACUUCAUCACGGGUGGUGUGAGGGCGUUCGCGCCCGGCCGCAUCAACUACUACUUCAAGUUCUCUGGUCCCUCCUACAGUGUGGACACUGCUUGUUCUUCUUCGCUUGCUGCCAUCCAGCUGGCCUGCACUUCCCUUUGGGCUGGUGACUGUGAUACUGCUUGCGCCGGUGGUCUCAAUGUCCUGACUAAUCCGGACAUUUUCUCCGGUCUUAGCAAGGGCCAGUUCUUGUCCAAGACUGGAAGCUGCAAGACUUACGACAACGAUGCUGAUGGUUACUGCCGUGGUGACGGUUGUGGUUCCGUCGUCCUCAAGCGUUAUGAGGAUGCCAUUGCUGACAAGGACAACAUUCUUGGUUGCAUCCUUGGCGCUGCCACCAACCACAGUGCCGAGGCCGUUUCCAUCACCCACCCUCACGCUGGUGCUCAAGAGUACCUCUACAACAAGGUCCUCUCCAACGCCGGUGUUGAUGCUCAUGAUAUUAGCUACGUGGAGAUGCACGGCACUGGUACCCAGGCCGGCGAUGGAAUUGAGAUGACCUCGGUCACCAACGCCUUUGCUCCUCGCCACCGCCAGCGUACCCCCGAGCAGACUCUGCACUUGGGUGCCAUCAAGGCCAACAUCGGACACGGUGAAGCUGCUUCUGGUAUCAACUCUCUCGUCAAGGUCUUGAUGAUGAUGAAGAAGAACGCUAUUCCUGCCAAUGUAGGUAUCAAGGGUGUCAUGAACAAGACCUUCCCCAAAGAUCUUGCACAGCGCAACGUGCACAUUGAGACCACUCAGGUUGCUUGGCCACGCAAGGGUGGGGAGAAGCGCAAGAUCUUCUUGAACAACUUCUCUGCUGCUGGUGGAAACACCGCUGUCAUCCUUGAGGACGGUCCUCUUCCCGAGGAACCCAAGGGUGUCGACCCUCGCACCAUGCACAUGGUUACUGUCAGUGCUAGGUCUAUCGCAUCGCUGAAGAAGAACAUCAACAACUUGAUCGAUUUCGUCGAUGAGAACCCAUCCGUUACGCUGCCCAGCUUGGCCUACACUACCACUGCUCGACGCAUCCAGCACAACUACCGCGUUGCCUUCUGCGUCUCUGACAUGUCCAAGGUCAAGGAUGGCCUACGUGCUCAGCUCAAGGAUACCUACAGCCCUCUGCCCAUGGUUCCAACCAAGACUGCCUUUACCUUCACUGGUCAGGGCUCGCAGUACACUGGCCUCGGACAGAAGCUGUACGAGGAUCUUGAGACUUUCAAGAACGAUAUCGACCAGCUAGACAAGCUUGCUCGUCUGCACUCUCUUCCCUCGAUUCUGCCGCUCUUGACCGGCGCAGACGUUGCUACCCUUUCCCCAGUAGUUGUCCAGCUUGGUAUGGCCUGCAUUCAAGUUGCUCUCGCUCGCAUGUGGGGUGCUUGGGGUGUUCGCCCCAUCGCUGUCAUUGGUCACAGCCUUGGCGAGUACGCGGCUCUCCACGUUGCUGGCGUCAUCUCCGCCAGCGACAUGGUGUUCCUGGUUGGUCGCCGUGCUCAGAUCCUAGAGGAAGAGUGUACCGCCAACACUCACGGCAUGCUUGCUGUUAAGGGCAGUGUUGAUGCCAUCAAGGUAGCCUUGGGCGACAAGAUGACCGAGAUUGCCUGCAUGAACGGCCCUGAAGAGACCGUUCUCUGUGGUACCGUUGAUGUUGUCGACUCAACCAACGAGCUUCUUGCUUCCAAGGGAUUCAAGUCGACGAAACUGAAUGUUCCAUUCGCCUUCCACUCUGCUCAGGUUGAGCCUAUUCUUGAGAAGUUCAAGGCUGCCGCUGACUCGGUCACCUUCAACAAGCCUGUUGUGCCGGUUAUGUCGCCCCUUAAUGGGGACAUCAUUGUAGAGGCUGGCAUCAUUGGCCCUGACUACCUUGCUCGUCACGCCCGCGAGACUGUCAACUUCUGGACUGCUCUAACCAACGGUCAGGAGCAAAAGCUCUUCGAUGCUAAGACCGCUUGGCUCGAGGUUGGAGCCCACCCUGUCUGCAGCGGUAUGGUCAAGUCUUCUCUUGGUGGUUCCCCCGUCGCGGCCGGAUCUCUCCGCCGUAAUGAGGACCCCUGGAAGACCCUCUCCAACACUCUCACCACCAUGUACCUGGCUGGUGUCUACAUCGACUUCAACGAGUACCACAGGCUUUUCAACGAUGCCCACCAGAUGUACACUCUGCCUACUUAUGCCUUUGACUCGAAGAAGUACUGGUUGGACUACCACAACAACUGGACUCUUACCAAGGGUGAGGUUCUCCAGGCAGCACCUGCAGUCAGCGCUAUCGAGGCGGCACCAGUCGUGGAGGCACCCUCCAAGCUGUCGACAACUUCUUGCCACAAGAUUGUCCGCGAGGAUCUCCAUGCCAACUCUGGCACCGUUGUUGUCCAGUCUGACCUAUCCGACCCCAAGUUGAAGGCUACUAUCACUGGUCACCAAGUCAACGGUACCCCUCUUACUCCAUCUUCCCUAUACGCUGAUCAGGCGAUGACUGUGGCCGAUUACCUCUAUCAGCAGCUUCGCCCUGGUACUGAAACACCAGGACUCAAUGUCUGCUCAAUGGAGGUUACCAAGACUCUCAUCCCCCAGUACCCUCCUCCUGCUACUGGCCAGCACUUGCAGAUUGAGGGUAACGCAGACCUUGAAACCAGCCAAGUCAAGAUCACCUUCCGCACCGUCUCAGCCGAUGGCUCCAAGAUCCUCGCCGAGCACGCUGUUGGUAUCGUCAAGUACGAAGAUGUCAACGCCUGGAAGGAAGAAUGGGGUCGCAUCCAGUACAUGGUACAGUCUCAGAUCGACAUGCUCCAGCAAAAGCUUGCGACUGGCGCCGCCCACAAGGUUCUCCGUGGAAUGGCCUACAAGCUCUUCAAGGCUCUUGUUACCUAUGCCGACAACUACCGCGGUAUGGAAGAAGUUAUCCUCGAUGGUAAACAGACUGAGGCUACUGCUUCAGUUCAGUUCCAGACCACCGAGGCUGAUGGUGAUUUCCUCUGCUCCCCAUACUGGAUCGAUUCUCUUGCUCAUCUUUCGGGUUUCAUCGUCAAUGCCUCCGACCACCUUGACUCUGAGAAUUCCGUCUACAUCUCUCACGGAUGGGGAUCUAUCAAGAUUGCCGGUAAGCUUUCGCCUGAGAAGAAGUACCGCUCCUAUGUUCGCAUGCAACCUGCUCCUGGCAACAUCUCUGUUGGUGAUGUCUACAUCAUGGACGGUGCUGAGAUCAUUGGUAUGGUCAUGGGUCUCAAGUUCCAGAACAUUCCUCGCCGCGCUCUCAACAUCAUGAUGCCCCCCGCCGGAAAGGCCGCUUCUGCUCCCGCUGCCAAGGCGGUUGCUAAGCCUGUUCCCAAGGCUCUUCCUACCGCUGCUCCUGUCAAGACCCACGCAGCCGUUCCCAAGGCAGUGAAGGCUCCCAAGGCUGUCAAGGUUGCUGCUCCCGCCGGUGUAACCUCAAAGGUCAUGAACAUUGUCGCCCAAGAGAUUGAUGUCGACAUGUCUGAGCUCGUUGACGAGGCUGCUUUCGAGAACCUUGGAGUCGACUCACUUCUGUCUCUGACCAUCUCUGCCAGGUUUCGUGAGGAGCUCGACAUGGACAUUCCUUCCACUCUCUUCACCGACUGCUCCACUGUUGGUGAACUGAAGAAGCACUUCUCUCAGUUCGAUGGCACUACCAUCGUCGAGGAUGACUCUUCGGUCACAUCCGACGAGCCUUCUGGCGCGCCUACUCCUUUCGAGGCGCCUGCUGGUCAGAGCGACAGCACUCCUGCCAGCUCCGCCGGUAGCGACGACGGCCAUGAUGACAUCAAGCCCUCGGCUGCCACUGAGGGCGGUGCCAGCCUGGCCCGCAAGCUUGUGGCUGAAGAGAUGGGCGUUGAUGUCUCCGAGAUCACCGACGACCUUGACCUCACCGAUAUCGGCAUGGACUCCCUCAUGAGUCUUACUAUCCUUGGUUCCAUGCGUGAAGCUACCGGUCGCGAUCUUCCUGCCGACUUCCUUACCGUCAACGUCACAAUCAAGGAUAUCGAGACUGCGCUUGGCAUGCGUCCUCAGCCCAAGGCUGCGAAGCCUGCCACUAAGGCUUCUUCCAAGGCCCCUCAGCUCUCUGAGGUGAACAAGAAGCUCGCCUCGCUCCCCGAUGUCUCCAACCUGCCUCCUGCUUCCUCUGUCUUGCUUCAAGGUAACCCUAAGACCGCCACCAAGAAAUUCUUCUUGGUCCCCGACGGUUCUGGCAGCGCGACUAGCUACAUCUCCAUCCCCAAUAUCUCUCCUAGCAUGGCUGUCUAUGGACUUAACUGCCCAUUCAUGAAAUGCCCUGAGAAAUGGACUUGUGGUGUUGAGGGUGUCUCCCGUCUUUACCUCAACGAGAUCAAGCGCCGUCAACCAGCUGGUCCUUACCUCGUUGGUGGAUGGUCUGCUGGUGGUGUCAUGGCAUACGAGGUCGCUCAGCAACUUGUGAACGCCGGUGAAAAGGUCGAGAGCCUCGUUCUCAUCGAUGCUCCCUGCCCAGUCGCUCUUGAUCCUCUCCCCGCUCGCCUUCACAUCUUCUUCGAUCAGAUUGGUCUCCUUGGCACUGGAAAACCCGGCGGUACUCCUUCAUGGCUCCUCCCUCACUUCGCAUCUGCCAUUCAGAACCUCAAGGACUACGACCCGACCCCCAUGAACCCCAAGAUCGCUCCCCCUGUCCUCGCCAUCUGGUGUACAGAUGGUGUCUGCCCUAACCCUGAGGACCCCCGCCCUCCCCCAGGUGAGGGAGAGGACCCAGCUCCCAUGAAGUGGCUUCUCAACAACCGUACUGAUUUCUCUGACAACGGUUGGGCCCAGCUUCUCCCUAAGGAGAACUUCCAGUACGCCGUCAUGGGUGGCAACCACUUCACUAUGAUGAAGGGUGAUCACGGUGUUACGCUUGGAAAGCUCAUUCAGCAAGGUCUCAAGCUGUGA
Messenger RNA from Bipolaris sorokiniana ND90Pr, 6462 nucleotides. RefSeq names its product polyketide synthase PKS1 (gene PKS1). Gene Ontology annotation, molecular function: phosphopantetheine binding; 3-oxoacyl-[acyl-carrier-protein] synthase activity; fatty acid synthase activity. Gene Ontology annotation, biological process: fatty acid biosynthetic process. The coding region runs from base 1 to 6462 and encodes 2153 amino acids. NCBI's taxonomy places the organism in Eukaryota, Fungi, Ascomycota, Dothideomycetes, Pleosporales, Pleosporaceae. The transcript is spliced from 3 exons. The record is from RefSeq and is a predicted model, not a curated record.